Messenger RNA from Coregonus sp. 'balchen', 21614 nucleotides. NCBI's taxonomy places the organism in Eukaryota, Metazoa, Chordata, Actinopteri, Salmoniformes, Salmonidae. The record is from the annotation of a GenBank genome assembly.
AUGGUGAUCGAGGGAGUAUGUGAGCCUGUUAAGUGUGAGCUCUAAUCGUGGCUAUCGUCAGUCCUAAACUUCCCCAAGGCUUACAUAUUGUUGUUAUCUCCAGGGAUAACUUAGAUUAGAAUUAUGAUUGUGUGUGUUCGUAAAGAAAUGUCUUCAUUGUAUUAAGUCAUUUAGAAAGAAACCACCUGUAUUUACUUGUUUGGAAUAACCCUUGUGGCUGAAGUGAAUGUGUAGUUUAGGACAUUGUAAAGUUUUUGUUUUCUCCAAAGGAAGCUCCUCCAAUGACUUUUCAUUUAAUUAAUCCACACAUAAGAUUAACAGGGGGAGAACUUUUAAAUGAGGUCCAUAGAACUUCUAAUGAAUUUCGUGACCUGGGUGUUAGACCACAGCUAUUGCUUCACCCCGUCCCCUUCCAUCCCUUUACCGUAAGGAAAAUAAAUAUAGUCCUACCUUAAGCCUUUCAUCCAGUCUCCAUUGUUUAACUAAUUGCUUUUAAUUCAACAACUCUUAUCUUUAUUAUUUCUGUAUUUACAUCCUCUUCUCCCCCCUGCCUCCCUUGUUCCUUUCCAGAACAUCCAGCACAGGAAGUAUGCGAGAUGGAAGGCCACCUACAUCCACAACUGUCUGAAGAGCGGUGAAACCCCACAGGCUGGCCCUGAUGGCUAUGAGGAGGAAACAUAUGGUAAGGACUGAUAUUAUAUCAGCACUGCCACCCAAACAAACUGUGUCUCCCGUUAAGAAAAUACCUCUUCUCCUGUCCUUUCCUUCAGGAGCCUUUAGGCCUGCUUUCCUCCGUCUGGGUGACGUGGUGCUUCAGUUAGUAAAGGUUGGCCGUCAUUGUGGGCCUUAUCAAGUCUGAGAGUGUAGCACCGGAGGCUCGCAGUGGCACUUGCGGUGUUGCGUCUGUGUGAGAGAGCUGAUAUUUAUUUUACGAUGCUUUUGGCCACCUUAUCCUGAGAGGAUCAGGCAGGGUGGUUUUACCCCUGUGGCUUUGGUGUAAGAAUUUAUAUAAUGUUACAAAACCUUUGGAUUGAAGGUUACAGCUGACACCCACUGGUUAAGAACAGUCUUAAAAUGUGUGUGUAUGAUUGUGUUACGUACUUCAGUUUUAUGUUGGUUUGUGUGCAUGGGCCCAUGCCUGUCUGUCGGUGUACGUUUUAACACCCUUCAGAGACUGAUACACUCAGAGUAACUACAUCUCGGACAGGAACUGAGCGUUUGGCCAGGUGGUGCGGAUGCCCCAGUUGAGCAGGGGAACAGGGGGACCUUCCUAACCACCCGUUAGAAGCAGACCAUGGCGCUGCAAAGCAGUUAGAUCACUGUGCUCCUCUCUCAACAUCUGCUGGGUGUGCUACAGUAUGUUUGACCUGAGCAGCACAUGUCAGCGAUGAAGUCAUCUCUGGAGCCCUUCACUCCACUGCGAUCCGACCCGCACACAGGCAAAAACUGAUGACGGGGCCUCUAAAUCAACGUGUCGCUACCCUGUCCCCUAUUUCAUCUCUAUUUUGUUUUCAGUCAAACAAAUUAGAAAAGUUAGAGUAUGACUGUCUGUGUAGCCUAUUAGCCAUGUUUUCAGUCAUAGUCUACUUUUGGUGUAGUUCAUCUCUUUGUGUGGGAAGAGCAACAUCCCUCCCCUCCCUCCCGAUUGUUGUGAGUGUGGGCCUCCCUCUAAGUGGUGACCUCAUGCAGGGUUAUUCCCACUAAGGUAUAACAUUGCCAAGAGAAAGCUGAUAUAUUAUACUCUCUCCUCUCCCUCGUAUUGAGUCUAACUCAGUCCACACACAUCAGAAUCUUAUCACUGCAUCUCACUGUUUCCACAUGUCUGCCAAACACCUCAGGAAGAGGGUGGCCCGCUGCUAAUCAUCAAAUGAAAAUAUGAAAACAUGCAGACGUGCUGCGGGGUGAAAAUGGAAAAGAAAAUAGUAUGUGUUUCAAUGAUGAACUGAGACUGUCAUUUGGGUGGUCGUUUUGUAUUUUCGACUAUCAUUUUGACUCUUGAGUUGGUUGAUUGGUUCUACUGUAUUUUGAUAUGAGUUUUUGUAUUCAAUUAGGUUGUUUGAGAUGCAUUUUUUCAUUUUGUUGCUUGUACUCUUAUAACCAGUAAUACUCUUUUCUUAUGUGAACACACCUUUUAUUUGACCUUUUUAAAGUAGCUUAAUGAAACGUGGGAAUAAAUCUUGCUUUGUUUAGAGGCCACAGUAACAGCAUUGUCUCAGAUACAUAUUUCCUUGACUUUCCACAUCCAAGGAGGAGGAGAUGAUUAGCAAGGGGAAAGGAAUGGAGGAAAACACUCUUGUUAAAAUUAUGGAAAGCCACUAGGAAGCAACUUUGUUGAUUAGCAUAUUUUCCUCAAGCUUCAGCCGUGGUGCUGAACCCUGGUACUGACAUGUCCCGAUGGAAGAGAGAGAGCGCCAUGCUUCCAUCUGGGUAGAACAAACAAGUGCAAGCUUCAUGCUAUGUUGCCCACCAGUCUAGUCAGAGAAAGCAGGUUUGUUUUGUAGCCAUGCCACCAAACGAUGGAAACUAGUACAGACGGAUUCAUUAACAUUUCAUGAAAAUGUCACAUCUCAAAUAACCAAGGUGUUAAGGGCAAAGUAUGGAAAGGCGUGACAUUUCGGCAGAGUUUCACUCAAAUUCAACUUCAAAAGCUGCAAAUACUCAGUCGACAUUUUCACACUGUCAUAGGCAAGGGUAUCAAUAAUGUAUUGAAACCAUUUUUGAGAGUGUGACUGUUGGCCUUUUGGCCAAGCAGAGGACUGUCAUCAGCUCAGCUCUGAUAAGAAUCAGCACAUAUGUUUCGAGGCUACUUUGUUUGAAUGUAUAUGUAAAUGUAUAAUUUCUGAGUUUGGAUAUUAGGAGAGUUUCAGUGCAGUGUAUCGAUGGUAUGUGCUUUUUUAAAACUGAAUUUAGAUGGUGUCAGCAGUGCAUCUUUUCAAACUUUGGGACAGUCUGUCCUAUGCACAAGGCAGCAGGUGACUCAAAAAUGUGAAACGACAUUCCGAGCCUGUCCACACCCAUUUAAAAUGCCCAUCACUCCCAACUGUUAUUGCCACAAAUCAAGAUUAAGUGGACCAUGGGCGAAAACUACUGAUCCGGUCUCUCUGCCUCCUUUAACCAAUUCAGACAUAACGUGAGACUAACUGCGGCUUUAUCUUUACUGUCCGUCUCUCACGUGGCUCUAUUCGUGGGAGUUUCCUCUGAUCCAAAGGGGGGGGGGGGGGGGGUAAUUUUAUGGUUUUAUCUCGGGGCAAUCAAGUUCCCACUCUGUAAGUAAGUAGGAUACAAAGCUGCUCAGUGUGUGAGAGGCUGUGCAGGCCAGGCAGGGCUAGGGGCCGGCUAGGCAGGGCUGGCUGGCCUGGGCUGUGACAGACUGGAGCAGAGCUGGGGGAGUCAGAGGAGAGUGUCUGCAGGGAAACGAUCCAGUUCCUGUUUCACAGCUCCGUAGCGCUCCAUAUCUCAGAGAGCCGUUCUGGGACCAGCCCUCCCACUCCCUAUCUGGGCCUGGCCCACUCCUUCAUAUUAGCCGUCAAUCCUCUGGGUCUCCCCAUAGACUUGCCUUUCGUAUCACGACAAAUGCAGACAUAUUGACAUAAGCCAAGACGGUUUAUUUGAGUUACCCCACCCAUAUUAUUUAACCUUGAGUCUGGGGGAAAAUGGGACAAUAGGCUAGAAAAACACAAAUAUUGGCAGAGAAAAUGGUUUUAAGACUGACACAGAUGCAUACAGUCGCGGGCGGACAAAUAUAUUGGCACCCAUGCACUUUUCUUAAAUAAUUAUCUAUUUCUUCUAAAAUAAGUUGAAAUUGGGAAAAAUCUCCGCUAGGGCUGUGGCGGUCAUUAAAUUUUGUCAGCCGGUGAUUGUCAAGCAAAUAACUGCUGGUCUCACGGUAAUUGACUGUAAAAUAACAUGAACACAUUUAGCAUCUCCUGGCUUCCCCGCAUAGCCUACAAGCCACUGAUGCAGACCAUUGGAACAUCUACAUUUAAAAAAAGUAUAAUAAAUCCAUUGAAUGUAGCCUACACCAUCACAAUAAAUCCAUUAUUUAUUUUAGACAGGUCUAAAGAAACAUGAUAUGAAGAAAAUGUAGUCUAUUGACCAUAAUGCACUACAGAGGGUAGUGCGUACUGCACAGUACAUCACUGGGGCCAAGCUUUCUGCCAUCCAGGACCUAUAUACUAGGCGGUGUCAGAGGAAGGGCCAAAAAAUUGUCAAAGACUCCAGUCAACCAAGUCAUUGACUGUUCUCUCUGCUACCGCACGGCAAGCGGUACCGGAGCGCCAAGUCUAGGUCCAAAAGGCUCUUUAACAGCUUCUACCCCCAAGCUAAAAGACUGCUGAACAAUUAAUGAAAUGGCCACCCGGACUAUUUGCACUGCUGCUACUCGCUGUUUAUUAUCUAUGCAUAGUCACUUUACCCCUACCUACAUGUAGAAAUUACCUUGACUAACCUGUACCCCCGCACAUUGACUCGGUACCACCGGUACCCCCUAUAUACAGUGGGGAGAACAAGUAUUUGAUACACUGCUGAUUUUGCAGGUUUUCCUACUUACAAAGCAUGUAGAGGUCUCUAAUUUUUAUCAUAGGUACACUUCAACUGUGAGAGACGGAAUCUAAAACAAAAAUCCAGAAAAUCACAUUGUAUGAUUUUUAAGUAAUUAAUUUGCAUUUUAUUGCAUGACAUAAGUAUUUGAUACAUCAGAAAACCAGAACUUAAUAUUUGGUACAGAAACCUUUGUUUGCAAUUACAGAGAUCAUACGUUUCCUGUAGGUCUUGACCAGGUUUGCACACACUGCAGCAGGGAUAUUGGCCCACUCCUCCAUACAGACCUUCUCCAGAUCCUUCAGGUUUCGGGGCUGUCACUGGGCAAUACGGAAUUUCAGCUCCCUCCAAAGAUUUUCUAUUGGGUUCAGGUCUGGAGACUGGCUAGGCCACUCCAGGACCAUGAGAUGCUUCUUACGGAGCCACUCCUUAGUUGCCCUGGCUGUGUGUUUCGGGUCGUUGUCAUGCUGGAAGACCCAGCCACGACCCAUCUUCAAUGCUCUUACUGAGGGAAGGAGGUUGUUGGCCAAGAUCUCGCGAUACAUGGCCCCAUCCAUCCUCCCCUCAAUACGGUGCAGUCGUCCUGUCCCCUUUGCAGAAAAGCAUCCCCAAAGAAUGAUGUUUCCACCUCCAUGCUUCACGGUUGGGAUGGUGUUCUUGGGGUUGUACUCAUCCUUCUUCUUCCUCCAAACACGGCGAGUGGAGUUUAGACCAAAAAGCUCUAUUUUUGUCUCAUCAGACCACAUGACCUUCUCCCAUUCCUCCUCUGGAUCAUCCAGAUGGUCAUUGGCAAACUUCAGACGGGCCUGGACAUGCGCUGGCUUGAGCAGGGGGACCUUGCGUGCGCUGCAGGAUUUUAAUCCAUGACGGCGUAGUGUGUUACUAAUGGUUUUCUUUGAGACUGUGGUCCCAGCUCUCUUCAGGUCAUUGACCAGGUCCUGCCGUGUAGUUCUGGGCUGAUCCCUCACCUUCCUCAUGAUCAUUGAUGCCCCACGAGGUGAGAUCUUGCAUGGAGCCCCAGACCGAGGAUGAUUGACCGUCAUCUUGAACUUCUUCCAUUUUCUAAUAAUUGCGCCAACAGUUGUUGCCUUCUCACCAAGCUGCUUGCCUAUUGUCCUGUAGCCCAUCCCAGCCUUGUGCAGGUCUACAAUUUUAUCCCUGAUGUCCUUACACAGCUCUCUGGUCUUGGCCAUUGUGGAGAGGUUGGAGUCUGUUUGAUUGAGUGUGUGGACAGGUGUUAAAAAUCAUACAAUGUGAUUUUCUGGAUUUUUGUUUUAGAUUCCGUCUCUCACAGUUGAAGUGUACCUAUGAUAAAAAUUACAGACCUCUACAUGCUUUGUAAGUAGGAAAACCUGCAAAAUCGGCAGUGUAUCAAAUACUUGUUCUCCCCACUGUAUAGCCUAAUUAUUGUUAUAUAUAUUUUUUUUACUUUAGUUUCUUAACUAUAUUUUCUUAACUGCACUGUUGGUUAAGGGCUUGUAAGUACGCAUUUCAUGGUAAGGUUUACACCUGUUGUAUUCAGCGCAUGUGACAAAUUAAAUUAGAUUUGAUUUCAGAAGAACAGAAUAGCGUACUCUUGAGUUGUCCUGAUGUUAGGCCCUGAUCUGGCUAUGCCAUAUGGCUGUGAGCUACACUAGUUCAUUUAGCAGACAAGAUUUGCUUAGAAUUCCGUGGCAUUGUUUUAUAUUAUUUUACAGUAUGAAGAAUACAAUUCAUAAUAGCUGAAUAAAAUAGAUUUGAGGGAGUGCGCACAUGCGGCUAUUCUGUGUUGAGCAGUUAACAAAAAAACAGGUACUCCUAUAUGCUUAAUUCAGAGUUAUUUAUGUAACUUUAGUUGUGAUACAAAUGUUGGGCUAUAUGUUUUGAUUUUUAAUACAUUCUAAGGCUGCAUGAUGCAACUCUAAUGAUUAUUUGAAAAUAGUUGCAUGAAAGGCAUGAGCUCUGCUUUGUUUUUUGCGCAGGCUGUUCACAAUUUGACAAGCACUUGAUAAUGCCUUGAAUUUCCGGCUGCAUCCCCUUUGUGUGGCCGUAAUGCCCUCUAAAAACAUCCAUGCCUUUUGCAGCCAGUGGCCAUUGUGCCCUUGGGCUGAAUAUAAUAAUUAUAAUUAUCUUCUCCCGGCUGCUUGCCGAAGCACCUCUCACUCACAUGGCUCUCCAUCACGUGAUCAGGUCUUUCUCACAGGCUACAAGUGAAGACCGACACAUCGGGGACACAACUGCAUGCGUCCUUAUCCAAUUCCGAGGCGCAUAUUGAAGAUAUUAUAAUAACUGUCCACAUUUACUUUUCGUCAGCCAACAAGAUGAGUAGGCCUAACGAACAGCAAAAGCACUAGCCUAUGUCAAUCUACUAUCCACCAUGGUACAAAAGUUGACCUAUUCUGUGCGAGAAAUAAAUAUUCCAGACAUAGUCUGGGACAGUUGUGGGAUGCGAUAAAUCCCAAAUGAAUACAACCACUAGCAUCAAUGAGGCAAUGAGCCUGAUGCAACAGAUGAGAACGUUUAGCUUUAAAUGUUGAUAAACUAUUAGGCUAUUUCUUCACAUUAUAAGCACAGCAAUGCACAAACUGCAGUAGGCUAUAAGCGCGAAUGUGCCAUUAGCAGGAAAACAUUCUCAAAAGUGACCACAAAUGUGAUUAUGCAUGUAAUGCUUUUAUUAUAAAGGUGCAUUUUUAUGGUGAAAAUUAUCUUCCCCAAACUUGAAACUCACGCGCUGCGUACAGUGGGGAAAAAAAGUAUUUAGUCAGCCACGAAUUGUGCAAGUUCUCCCACUUAAAAAGAUGAGAGAGGCCUGUAAUUUUCAUCAUAGGUACACGUCAACUAUGACAGACAAAUUGAGAAAAGAAAUUCCAGAAAAUCGCAUUGUAGGAUUUUUAAUGAAUUUAUUUGCAAAUUAUGGUGGAAAAUAAGUAUUUGGUCACCUACAAACAAGCAAGAUUUCUGGCUCUCACAGACCUGUAACUUCUUCUUUUAGAGGCUCCUCUGUCCUCCACUCGUUACCUGUAUUAAUGGCACCUGUUUGAACUUGUUAUCAGUAUAAAAGACACCUGUCCACAACCUCACAGUCACACUCCAAACUCCACUAUGGCCAAGACCAAAGAGCUGUCAAAGGACACCAGAAACAAAAUUGUAGACCUGCACCAGGCUGGGAAGACUGAAUCUGCAAUAGGUAAGCAGCUUGGUUUGAAGAAAUCAACUGUGGGAGCAAUUAUUAGGAAAUGGAAGACAUACAAGACCACUGAUAAUAUCCCUCGAUCUGGGGCUCCACGCAAGAUCUCACCCCGUGGGGUCAAAAUGAUCACAAGAACGGUGAGCAAAAAUCCCAGAACCACACGGGGGGACCUAGUGAAUGACCUGCAGAGAGCUGGGACCAAAGUAACAAAGCCUACCAUCAGUAACACACUACGCCGCCAGGGACUCAAAUCCUGCAGUGCCAGACGUGUCCCCCUGCUUAAGCCAGUACAUGUCCAGGCCCGUCUGAAGUUUGCUAGAGUGCAUUUGGAUGAUCCAGAAGAGGAUUGGGAGAAUGUCAUAUGGUCAGAUGAAACCAAAAUAUAACUUUUUGGUAAAAACUCAACUCGUCGUGUUUGGAGGACAAAGAAUGCUGAGUUGCAUCCAAAGAACACCAUACCUACUGUGAAGCAUGGGGGUGGAAACAUCAUGCUUUGGGGCUGUUUUUCUGCAAAGGGACCAGGACGACUGAUCCGUGUAAAGGAAAGAAUGAAUGGGGCCAUGUAUCGUGAGAUUUUGAGUGAAAACCUCCUUCCAUCAGCAAGGGCAUUGAAGAUGAAACGUGGCUGGGUCUUUCAGCAUGACAAUGAUCCCAAACACACCGCCCGGGCAACGAAGGAGUGGCUUCGUAAGAAGCAUUUCAAGGUCCUGGAGUGGCCUAGCCAGUCUCCAGAUCUCAACCCCAUAGAAAAUCUUUGGAGGGAGUUGAAAGUCUGUGUUGCCCAGCGACAGCCCCAAAACAUCACUGCUCUAGAGGAGAUCUGCAUGGAGGAAUGGGCCGAAAUACCAGCAACAGUGUGUGAAAACCUUGUGAAGACUUACAGAAAACGUUUGACCUGUGUCAUUGCCAACAAAGGGUAUAUAACAAAGUAUUGAGAAACUUUUGUUAUUGACCAAAUACUUAUUUUCCACCAUAAUUUGCAAAUAAAUUCAUAAAAAAUCCUACAAUGUGAUUUUCUGGAUUUUCUUUUCUCAUUUUGUCUGUCAUAGUUAACGUGUACCUAUGAUGAAAAUUACAGGCCUCUCUCAUCUUUUUAAGUGGGAGAACUUGCACAAUUGGUGGCUGACUAAAUACUUUUUUUCCCCACUGUAUGUAUGCCAGUUAGGCUCUACACCCAUUGUAAAGCGGAUUGUGCUUCAUUUUAAUAAGUUAUUUGUCCGCUUUAGUUGUGAUACAAACCUUAUCAAAACAUAUAGGCCUAUCGGCUAGGCUAAAUGAGGUGUGCGACUAUGAUUUGAAAAAGUCGCCAAAAAAAGCAUGCGCUGUUUCUUGACUUAAGCUGGGCAUCAUUCACAAGUGAUAGGCUAAUAUUGUCACUCAUUACACUAUUUUAGAUUUAAUCUUGUCUUUACAUACAGUACCAGUCAAAUGUUUGGCCACACCUACUCAUGUACAUUGUUGAAUAAUAGUGAAGACAUCAAAACUAUGAAAUAACAUAUAUGGAAUCAUGUAGUAACCAAAAAAAUAGCCACCCUUUCCCUUGAUGACAGCUUUGCACACUCUUGGCAUUCUCUCAUCCAGCUUCUUGAGGUAGUCACCUGGAAUGCAUUUCAAUUUCCGUCUUUAUGCGUUUGAGCCAAUCAGUUGUAUUGUGACAAGGUAUACAGAAGAUAGCCCUAUUUAGUAAAAUACCAAGUCCAUAUUAUGGCAAGAACAGCUCAAAUAAGCAAAGAGAAAUGACAGUCCCUCAUUACUUUAAAACAUGAAGGUCAGUCAAUACGGAAAAUUUCAAGAACAUUGAAAGAUUGAAGAUUCUCUGAUCUGAUGAAACCAAGAUUGAACAUUUUGGCCUGAAUGCCAAGCGUCACGUGUGGAGGAAACCUGGCAUCAUCCCUAUGGUGAAGCAUGGUGGUGGCAGCAUCAUGCUAUGGGGAUGUUUUUAGUUGGCAGGGACUGGGAGACUAGUCAGGAUCGAGGAAAAGAUUAACAGAGCAAAGUACAGAGAUCCUUGAUGAAAACCUGCUCCAGAGCGCUCAGGACCUCAGACUGGGGCGAAUGUUCACCUUCCAACAGGACAAUGACCCUAAGCACACAGCCAAGACAACGCAGGAGUGGCUUCGGGACAAGUCUCUGAAUGUCCUUGAGUGGCCCAGCCACAGCCCAGAAUGGGAGGAACUCCCCAAAAACAGGUGUGCCAAGCUUGUAGCGUCAUACCCAAGAAGACUCAAGGCUGUAAUCGCUGCCAAAGGUGCUUCAACAAAGACUACUACUGAGUAAAGGGUCUAAAUACUAAUGUAAAUGUGAUAUUUCCGUUUUAUUUUUUUAUUUUUUUUAUUUACUUUGCAAAAAUGUCUAAAAACCUGUUUUUGCUUUGUCAUUAUGUAGUUUUGUGUGUAGAUUGAUGAGGGAAAAAAAUUAUGUAAUCAAUUUUCGAAUAAGGCUGUAACGUAACAAAAUGUGGAAAAGGUCAAGGGUUCUGAAUACUUUCCAAAUACAUUGUAUAUACAUUUUACAGACACAGUAUAUUUUACAUGAGUUAUCUUGUUCUUUUUUUGUCUCACCCUUCAGCUCCACUCAACACCCUCCCAUCUCUCUCUGAACACCAUCCAGUUUUGAUUUCUAUUUGCCAUAUAUUUUUCAACUGUGCUGUGAUAUUUCACAACAGUUUCUACAAAUCUUAAAUUAAAGAAAUGUUUGCUAAGAGUAUUAUUAUAUUAUUGAUCGAUUGACUAGCAGUGCUAUUUGCAGAGUUAGCUCCAGGUAAAUGUUGCAACCAGGCUUUCUUGUGUCUCGUUCAGCAGUGGGGUUUUCCUAUGUUUACCAACGACCAACUGAACCGAACACCCUACCUAAAGUCGAACAUGGGGGAGGUUAGAUAAUGCUGUGGGGUUGCUUUGUUGCCUCUGGGACUGGCGGCCUUGAACUAGAACGAAUAGAACGGGUUUGAAGGCUCUAACCCUGGACAUUUGACUGGUAAACUCAUGGGUGCACUCAAUGGCUGCCAGUCCACCCAUUAUGCCAUCAUUGACUUGAAUGGAGACACCCUUUCUAUUCAUUCUAUUUCUAUGUUCACUGGCGGACUUAACAUUAGGCAGAAGAGGCAAUUGUCUCAGGCCUCACAUCAUCAAGGGGCGUCAUGAGCUGGGCAUAAAAAUAUUGAUUUAUUUAUUCAUGGCACAUUAAAAGGUAAUACAUUUUUUAAGUUUACUAUAAAACCCAUUCAAAAAAACAUAGGAGGGGCGCAGGGGGGGUGCUCAGACUGGCCUCCUUCUGGGGCCUCCAAAUCACUAAGACCGCCCCUGUCUAUGUGCAAGACAUCAUGAAGUCAGCAGAUUAUCAAGGUCUUUUGGAGUGCAAUGUUCAAUCCAGUCUCCAAAAACUGUGUCUGUGUUGAAGGUUGUGGAUCUUCCAGAAGGACAACCACCCCAAACACACAUAAAAAGCACCCUGGAAUUGUUCAUCCCUAGCCGCAUCCUCUGAGCAUGCGCAGACCUGCUGGCUGGUGUGUUUACGGACAUAUUCAAUCUCUCCCUAUCCCAGUCUGCUCUCCCCACAUGCUUCAAGAUGGCCACCAUUGUUCCUGUACCCAAGAAAGCAAAGGUAACUGAACUAAAUGACUAUCGGUCCGUAGCACUCACCUCUGUCAUCAUGAAGUGCUUUGAGAGACUAGUCAAGGAUCAUAUCACCUCUACCUUACCUGUCACCCUAGACCCACUUCAAUUUGCUUACUGCCCCAAUAGAUCCACAGACGAUGCAAUCGCCAUCACACUGCACACUGCCAUAUCCAAUCUGGACAAGAGGAAUACCUAUGUAAGAAUGCUGUUCAUUGACUAUAGCUCAGCAUUCAACACCAUAGUACCCUCCAAGCUCAUCAUUAAGCUUGAGGCCCUGGGUCUGAACCCCGCCCUGUGCAACUGGGUCCUGGACUUCCUGACGGGCUGCCCCCAGGUUGUGAAGGUAGGAAACAACAUCUCCCCUUCGCUGAUCCUCAACACUGGGGCCCCACAAGGGUGCAUGCUCAGCCCCCUCCUGUACUCCCUGUUCACCCAUGACUGCGUGGCCAAGCACGCCUCCAACUCAAUCAUCAAGUUUGCAGACGGCACAACAAUAGUAGGCUUGAUUACCAACAAUGACGAGAUAGCCUACAGGGAGGAGGUGAGGGCUCUGGGAGUGUGGUUCCAGGAAAAUAACCUCUCACUCAAUGUCAACAAAACAAAGGAGAUGAUCAGGAAACAGCAGAGGGUGCACCCCCCUAUCCACAUCGACGGGACCGCAGUGGAGAAGGUAGAAAGCUUCAAGUUCCUUGGCGUACACAUCACUAACAAACUGAAAUGGUCCACCCACACAGACAGUGUGGUGAAGAACACGUAACAGAGGCUCUUCAACCUCAGGAGGCUGAAGAAAUUUGGCUUGGCACCUAAAACCCUAAAACUUUUACAGAUGCACAAUUCAGAGCAUCCUGUCGGGCUGUAUCACCGCCUGGUACGGCAACUCCACCGCCGGCAACCGCAGGGCUCUCCAGAGGGUGGUGCGGUCUGCCAAACGCAUUACCGGGGGCAAACUACCCGCCCUCCAGGACACCUACAGCACCCGAUGUCACAGGAAGGCCAAAAAGAUCAUCAAGGACAUCAACCACCCGAGCCACUGCCUGUUUGCCCCGCUAUCAUCCAGAAGUCGAGGUCAGUACAGGUGCAUCAAACCUGGGACAGAGAGAAUGAAAAACAGCUUCUAUCUCAAGGCCAUCAGACUGUUAAAUAGCCAUCACUAGCACAUUAGAGGCUGCUGCUGCCUAUUGAAAUCACUGGCCACUUUAAGAAAUUGAACACUUGUCACUUUAAUAACGUUUACAUAUCUUGCAUAACUCAUCUCAUAUGUAUAUACUGUAUUCUAUAAUAUUCUACUGUAUCUUAGUCCAUGCCGCUCUGUUAUUGCUUGUCCAUAUAUGUAUAUAUUCUUAAAUUCCAUUCCUUACUUAGAUUUGUGUGUAUUGGGUACAGUGGGGGGAAAAAGUAUUUAGUCAGCCACCAAUUGUGCAAGUUCUCCCACUUAAAAAGAUGAGAGAGGCCUGUAAUUUUCAUCAUAGGAACAAGUCAACUAGGACAGACAAAAUGAGGAACAAAAAUCCAGAAAAUCACAUUGUAGGAUUUUUUAUGAAUUUAUUUGCAAAUUAUGGUGGAAAAUAAGUAUUUGGUCAAUAACAAAAGUUUCUCAAUACUUUGUUAUAUACCCUUUGUUGGCAAUGACACAGGUCAAACGUUUUCUGUAAGUCUUCACAAGGUUGUCACACACUGUUGCUGGUAUUUUGGCCCAUUCUUCCAUGCAGAUCUCCUCUAGAGCAGUGAUGUUUUGGGGCUGUCGCUGGGCAACACAGACUUUCAACUCCCUCCAAAGAUUUUCUAUGGGGUUGAGAUCUGGAGACUGGCUAGGCCACUCCAGGACCUUGAAAUGCUUCGUACGAAGCCACUCCUUCGUUGCCCGGGCAGUGUGUUUGGGAUCAUUGUCAUGCUGAAAGACCAGCCACGUUUCAUCUUCAAUGCCCUUGCUGACGGAAGGAGGUUUUCACUCAAAAUCUCACGAUACAUGGCCCCAUUCAUUCUUUCCUUUACACGGAUCAGUCGUCCUGGUCCCUUUGCAGAAAAACAGCCCCAAAGCAUGAUGUUUCCACCCCCAUGCUUCACAGUAGGUAUGGUGUUCUUUGGAUGCAACUCAGCAUUAUUUGUCCUCCAAACACGACGAGUUGAGUUUUUACCAAAAAGUUCUAUUUUGGUUUCAUAUGACAUUCUCCCAAUCCUCUUCUGGAUCAUCCAAAUGCACUCUAGCAAACUUCAGACGGGCGUGGACAUGUACUGGCUUAAGCAGGGGGACACGUCUUGCACUGCAGGAUUUGAGUCCCUGGCGGCGUAGUGUGUUACUGAUGGUAGGCUUUGUUACUUUGGUCCCAGCUCUCUGCAGGUCAUUCACUAGGUCCCCCCGUGUGGUUCUGGGAUUUUUGCUCACCGUUCUUGUGAUCAUUUUGACCCCACGGGGUGAGAUCUUGCGUGGAGCCCCAGAUCGAGGGAGAUUAUCAGUGGUCUUGUAUGUCUUCCAUUUCCUAAUAAUUGCUCCCACAGUUGAUUUCUUCAAACCAAGCUGCUUACCUAUUGCAGAUUCAGUCUUCCCAGCCUGGUGCAGGUCUACAAUUUUGUUUCUGGUGUCCUUUGACAGCUCUUUGGUCUUGGCCAUAGUGGAGUUUGGAGUGUGACUGUUUGAGGUUGUGGACAGGUGCCUUUUAUACUGAUAACAAGUUCAAACAGGUGCCAUUAAUACAGGUAACGAGUGGAGGACAGAGGAGCCUCUUAAAGAAGAAGUUACAGGUCUGUGAGAGCCUGAAAUCUUGCUUGUUUGUAGGUGACCAAAUACUUAUUUUCCACCAUAAUUUGCAAAUAAAUUCAUAAAAAAUCCUACAAUGUGAUUUUCUGGAUUUCUUUUUCUCAAUUUGUCUGUCAUAGUUGAGGUGUACCUAUGAUGAAAAUUACAGGCCUCUCUCAUCUUUUUAAGUGGGAGAACUUGCACAAUUGGUGGCUGACUAAAUACUUUUUUUCCCCACUGUAUAUGUUGUGAAAUUGUUAGAUAUUACUUGUUAGAAAUUACUGCUCUGUCGGAGCUAGAAGCACAAGCAUUUCGCUACACCCUCAAUAACAUCUGCUAAACACGUGUAUGUGACAAAUAAAAUGUGAUUUGAUUUGAGUGUCCAGCGAAGAGUCCUGACCUGAAUCACAUCCAAAACCUAUGGCGAGAGCUGAGAAUAGCAGUUGGUAGAGGGCAACCCUCAAACACUGAAGAAUUAGAGCAGUUUGCUGCUAAAGAGUGGGACAAAUAGGUAGUAGAAAGGUGCAGCAAGCUCAUUGAUGGCUGCAAGAAACAUUUGUUGGCCGUUAUCUUGGCCAAAAGCUAUGCAACCCAAGUACUAGCUCCAGGGUGCCAAUAAUUUGUCAUUUUUUCUACGUUAAAAUAAAUACAUAAAAUCGGUUCUGCAAUGUUGAAAAUCAAAUGACAAGGUGUGGAGAACAAACGUUUUUCAAUUUCAACUUAUUUUAGAAGAAACAGGGAAUUAUUUAAGAAAAGUGCCAGCGUCCAAAAUCAUGGGCAUUAAAAUGGAGUUGGUCCCCCAUUUGCUGCUAUAACGGCCUCCACUCUUCUGGGAAGGCUUUCCACUAGAUUUUGGAACAUUGCUGCGGGGACUUGCUUCCAUUCAGCCACGAGCAUUAGUGAGGUCGGGCACUGAUGUUGGGCGAUUAGGCCUGGCUCACAGUCUGCAUUCUAAUUCAUCCAAAGGUGUUCUAUGGGGUUGAGGUCAGGGCUCUGCAGGCCAGACAGACGAUUUUUACGCGCUUCAGCACUCAGUGGUUCCGUUCUGUGAGCUUGUGAGGCCUACCUCUUCGCUUAUGAGCCGUUCCUGCUCCUAUACGUUUCCACUUCACAAUAACAGCACUUCCAGUUGACCGGGGCAGCUCUAGCAGGGCAGAAAUUUGACGAACUGACUUGUUGGAAAGGUGGCAUCCUAUGACAGUGCCACGUUGAAAGUCACUGAGCUCUUCAGUAAGGCCAUUCUACUGCCAAUGUUUGUCUAUGGAGAUUGCAUGGCUGUAUGCUCGAUUUUAUACACCUGUCCACAAUGGGUUUGGCUGAAAUAUCCGAAUCCACUAAGGGGUGUCCACAUACUUUUGUAUAUAUAGUGUAUGUUUGGGUGUAAUAUAAUAUUUUCUUUAAAUUCAAUCUGGACAUUCCAAAAUAAGUUUUGAACAUAGUAUUACUUUGACUGAGUCUAAAGAAUAGGUGCCAUACCCAUUAAAUGGAAUUUCCUCCUUUUUCUGUCUCAGAAUUACUGGAUUUAAGCUUUUUCUUCUGGGAAUUGGCUCACUGUGGUAUAUAAACAUAUGGUGCAUAUCGCAGCUCAAAGACCGAGUAACUUUUUCAGAGUAACUUUUUCCCAUUUAAGUUUCACUACACACAAAACACUUGACACUUUUUGAUGUGUCUGAAUAGUCUUUUAAAGUAAAAUAUGUUUAGUCUGCUAUACAUCACUAAUCAAGUACUUUGUAUUUUAAUCUUAGGCUUCAUCUUUUCAUAACAAAACUUAGGCUAAUGCUUGGUAUGUUUGUCCACAACUUAGUGUUCCUAUAUACUGUACUGGAUGGACAUCGUUCCGUUGGAGCAGUAUGUCAGCACUCGGCACAUUGCCCCAAAGUGGCCAUUUAAUUCAUCUCAGCCAAUCCGUGUCAAGAAGCUCAAAUCCACUUCCAUAGCUGUAGGGUUUCCUGUAACAUUCCUUUCUAUCAGUGGGUGCAUGAAGGAAAAGAGUGGCCCCUUGGUGAGUCAUUCCUCCUGUUGCACAAGAAAGUGUGAGGAGAGGAUGGCUGGUCUGGGACCUGGUGGUGCACGUAGUUUAAACUUAAAGCAUACCCACGGUCCGACUCCUCAAUGAAAAAUGAACUAAACCAUGGUUUCGAUUAGAUUGUCAUAUUGCGAGUUGACGCUUUAGAAGUAAAAUUCACAUGAUUGAAAGAUAAUGUGGGAGAUGUUUGAAAGGGAUUUACUAAGAUAAAGUGUAGCAGUCUGUUGGGCUUUGAAAAGUGUUUAUAGCCUGACAGAAGUAUAACACGUAUUUAGACAUUUGCAUUUGUGUCAUUUAGCAGAUGCUCUUAUCCAGAGCGAUUUACACUUAGUGCAUUCAUCUUAAGACAACUAGGUGGGACAACCACAUAUCACAGUCAUAGUAAGUAAAUGUUUCCUUAAUAAAGUUGCUAUCAGCAAAGUCAGAGCUAGUAAAGGGGGAAAAAAAGUCAAGUGCGAGUUUUAGUUCACAAUUUUUGUAUUUGUUUUGCUGUGGGAUUAUUUAAGAUGCUCUUUGAAGAGGUAGGGCUUCAGAUGUUUUCGGAAGACGGGCAGGGACUCUGCUGUCCUAGCUUGAAUUGUUAUUGUUCCCAGCCAUAUUGUGUCAGCCUCUAAUAUUGUUGCCACAGCAAGGUAAUGAUAUAUCUCAGUGGGUAGUCUACCAGCAUGUUCAUCCGCCGAAAUAGAUUUUAUUGCAAUGUUUAUAGAUGUAUACCUCAUCAGUAGUUAACACUCAGUCUUGCAUAAGUUCUGCCUUAUCAGAUGUCCGACUUGGUAUGGGGGCAGGAUAUUGUGUCUGUUUUUAAAAAUCGGGUAAAUCUACAAUAUGAGUUCCCUGACAAAAGUCUGAGGGACUACAAACUACACAUCUUAAAAUCCUCCGUCUUCUUUUCUCUUCCUGUCUCCCCAGAUGAGGAGUAUGGUGCUGAGGGUGGAGGGGGACCGUCGUACCAGUCCUCCCAGCCUGCUCAGCCCCAGUCUCCACCCCAUUCCCAGCCUGGCUUUGGGGAUCCAGACCAGGGGCCAGGGUCCAUGGGGGGUCCCCCCUACCCUCAGGGGCCAGGGUCCAUGGGGGGUCCCCCCUAUCCCCCCACCAACUACAACAACAUCCACAUCCCUCCUGGAGCCCACUGUCCAGCCAACACACCUGCAGGUGUAGUAUGGGACCUCUACACACCACCCUGUCAUCCUGGUCACUCAGCAGAGCCUCAGGAAAUGAUACAAUACCAUUAGAAUCUAUAGGACCCAUAUGGACUCUUGAUGAAUUCAUCUCUGCAGUCUUACUCUGUCAUUACAAUCCUGAUCAGCAACCAACAGCUAAUUUGACUAAUUCCAUUGGGAACGUUUUCACAAACUUGAUGUAUAAUAGACUGGUUUUCUUGAAUUGAAGUUGAGACACAUUUUAUCCACUGGCAUAACUUGAGAACAGUUUAGCUCAAGCCCAUGGGACAAACUUUGCCAUUAUACCCGUCUUGAAUAUUUUGGCAUGGUCGACAAGCAUAGAAAAAGGGCCUAAUCAUUUUUCCUUGGCAGGUCUUUGUGAGCGGAGAGACGGUAUUGUGUAAAUGAACCCUAAUGACUGCUUUCUGUGUGGCUGACUUGGGUGUUGUGUCACACAGAAAACAGUUACCUCACACAAAGCAGCCAACACUGUCAUUUGUAACACCCCCACCAGAUAAUGACCAACUAGAUAUGUUUGUUAAUUAAUUCUCUAGUGGUUAUUGUUAAUGUCACAGGCACAUUAAAGUUGUUGUUGAUGUAAGAUGGACAGUCAAAAUGUAUUCCUUAUUGACUCAGGCUUGGCAGGCUGUGGUGCCAGAGGUCUGUCCUAGUCUGGGCCUGCCUGGCUUCACACUGCGAGGUUUCCUGUUUUCUCUACCUUUAAAGAUCAAAGCCAAAGCAAAGCCAGGGGUGAGGGCAGGGGGUCAGUGAGAGUAGGGUCCACUCUGAAGCUCUGAUGGGAUGCUUUUCCCCGGAGGCCUGUGUCCUCUGUGCCUGGGAGCCAGUGGGCUAAUCACAGAUGACAUAGGCAGGCCCUGGGCCUCUGGGAAAAAGCAUCAUAUCAGAGUUUCAGUGACUCAUCUCCACUCAGUGACCCCUGAGGUUCUCUGGUGCUAAUUGAAUCAGGGGCGGCACACUGCAGACCCCAGAACCUGCAAAACAAACACAUGAAAUAUAACUGCACAGAUUUCCCCUGUGGCCUCCCUUGUUUUUUUGUACCCAUGUAUCUGGAACCUCUCAAUGCAGCUUCUUUGGGGAGUCUAUAAAUUGAGGAGCAAAAUUAACAUUGCUCCAGAUUACAUCAAAUCUGACCUUUUUUUCAUUAUAGUUUAGCAGUAAAUCAUCCAUUUGGCUCGAGUGAGAAACUCUUUUGGAAUUUGAAUGUACUGAGGCCUGAGCAGCUCUCUGCUCUCUAACUGCAUUCAAACCACUUCUCUUCUUUAUACAUCAUAAAUUCAUAUCCCUGCAUUAGCCAACACAUUUCUUGGUUGUGGCGUAGCAGAAGUUGAAAGUGCCCUGUGUGGUUUUUCCUGGACUCUAGAGGUUCUGGGUGGACUAGAGAGAGGUGGACUGGAAUAACUCUGCCCUGUUCCCCUGUGUUGUUUACAGGAGAGCCAAUUAAACCAGUGCCUGUUCCCCGAAGCAUUCCGGCGGUCGACCCCUCACUGCUGAGUGCCACUCAGGAAGGUAAGGAGUAAGGACAGGGACGGCAUAGUACCCCCUUCCCUGGGGCUCACCUCACACACACCCCAAAACCACCACGCCACACCUGCUGUCCCACAGACCCUGACUGCUGAGUUUUUACAGCCUGAAGCCCCUGCAGCUCAUCUGAAGUUGCCAGGAUGAGAUGUCCCCCCUCUUGGCUGUGAGGAGACGGGGGGGAGGAGGAGAAGGGAGACUGGCAGGUCUCCUCAUAAAACGGUUUAUGGAAAACAGACUGUGGGCUCUCGGUUUCCAGCACUGGUGGGAAAAAUACGACCACAGACAAACCCAAAUAAUCACAGUCUGUGGCUGAUGAAAAGAAAAUGACUACAUGAACAAUUGCGGUGUCAUGGCAAUGUAGCCUUAAUAAAUGUUAAUGAAUAGAGAUCAGAAUACACAGCAUUGGGUUGGCAUGAGAGGUGAUAAUUACAUGGCUUACUCAGCAGAGUCCAGUUUAAUAGUGUUGCAGGAUGUAUGUAUGGGGGGAACAUUACCAAAAACACUGAGGCAAAUGAAACAUUUUCUCUGCUUGAAGUGUAUAGAAUAAAAGUGUCCAGUAUAAUAUAAUUUACAAAAAGCAGAUCACCCAUAAUCUGGCCUGAUCUAAUCCUAUUGAAAAUGGUUGAUUUAGAGUUUCUGUAGAUUCAACUUCUAAGCUAGGACUCUAACCUUUCAAAGCCAAGCAAAAUAAGACAAUAGGGUCUGGCUCCAGCAGAUACCUUCUCACGCCACAGACGAUGUAAGACAUACGAGAUGAGACAGAAUGGUGCGUUACCGCCACCAACAGCACGGGUGGUGAAAUUACAUUUAGAUUUAAAAUCUAGGUACUAGCUAGUGUGUUCUAGCUGUCAGCUAGCUAGCGCAUACUAGCUAGCUGCACAAGCAACCGUGGUUAACGCCCUGCACCAGAGCUAGUGCGCCGACUGGUAUGUGCGUAGCACACUAACGCCCUGGAACAAAGCUACUGACUCAAGCGAUACACAAGACCAACAAAUGUCUACAGGUUGUGCGCGCACAUACCAUUUGAGACGCGAAAAUACCAUCUGAGAUGCACGCGCAUGCGCGUUGAGGUUCUCAGACCAUGCGGUGUCAGCACGUAUUAUCUGCAGCUGGAUGCUUCUCAGAUAAGAAUAAACUUUUUAAGUACUGUAUAUUGACAUUCUCUUUCUCUAUUUGAGACAGCGUUAGAAGACGUUUUAAUAACAGUUGAGUAUGUAGUGAUGGUCUUUGACCAGACCAUUUAUUCUGCCCCCAAUAAUUAAGUGUAGUAACCACCCCUCAGAGCUGUGCAAAUCUUUCCUCAGAUGGAACUGCGUUUUCGUAGUGGUAUAUUCUGAAGGGCAAAGGUUAUAAAAUGAACAAAAUGCCCACCAGCUUUGCCCACCAGCAUCUGCCUUGACUUAACGCAAGUUUUCAGAAUCUACCCAACCUCAGCCUUACCCUAUAAUUUAAAUGGCUGGUGGAGCUUCUUGUGGCAAGCCACAAAAACAUCGCUUGCCAUGCGGCUAAUGCAUGAGUACGUUCUGCCUGUAAUGUCUCCUUUUUUUUUUUAAUGGGACAGUCACUGGUAGACGAUGCUAGAUUCUUGAAAUUGAGUCCAUGACCAUAUUUCAGUAUAUCACUCACUGUGGUUGAGGAGUGAAAAGGUAAGCGAUUAUCAUGAAUCAUGUUAUAUUAUUUUCGUACAGAUUUUGUUACGUCAGGUUUUCCUCUCUAUUUUUAAACAGCUGCAAAACGUCAUGUUUUUAUUCAAUGUCCACACUAAUAAAUAGGCAUUAACAUUCAUUUAAAUAUACACAAAAAACAAUAAUUUUGAAUCACACCAUUCAAUGUUUAUGUUAUGUUCAUGUUACCACAAAUGUGUUUUAAACCAUUUGGAAUUCAGAGGAAAUUAAAAAGGCUUAGCAUAUGUGUCUAGACCAGAGUAUGUGAAUGGAGUUGAGCUCACGGAGCUGUGCUCCAUGUCCUUUCCAACCACUUCACUAAAAACCGCUCCUCGCUCACAGGGAAAAAAAACAUUAAUUAAAAUCACCAUAUUAACCAAAACCCAUCUAUUUUAGUGACUAUCUGGACCUACCAUUGGUCCACAUUUUUGUAAUUCACCUUGAUUUUGCACCUGUGUAUUUUAACAGUUUGUUUAUGAAAAUAUUUAGCAAACUCCAUGACAGUAGCUAAAGCAAGAGGCUAUAGCAGCACACAAGUAUCCUACAAAUGCAUGCAGGGCCAGAAAUGCCCUGAGCUGGUGAAGUGCCCGCUACUUAAAUUGGAGCGGGCGAGAAGGCCGACACUCCAGCCUUUGGGCAACACGCUCCACGCUCAAGUCAAAUUGGGCACAUGCUUUGGUCUAGACCGACAUGGUUCUUUAAGAGUUAUAAAUAGUGUCUUCUAUUGAAAAAUAGUCAAUGGACUUAUGGCCAGCGUCUCAAAUUCUGGUGAUAUUGCAUAGGGUGGUUGGAUUUGUGGAAUAUGUUUUGAGUUAAGGGAUAAAUCAGAGAGCUGUGUCAGGCUGGUGUUGACUCAGACAGUUGAUGACCUAAUAUGGUGGGUCAGUGAGAGUGUAACAGGGGUGGCCUGUGUUACUCAGACACAAUCUCUCUUAAUUAAGGGAUCACAUUAAGAAUUUAACUUUCAUUUUCAAUAAUUACACUUAUCUCAAAGGAACACUUAAUUCUCUGUCUCAGCAGUUGACGUGCGCCUCACACCAGAGGACUACACCAGGGCUCAGAAGUACUGCAAGUACGCUGGCAGCGCCUUGCAGUAUGAAGACGUGGGCACGGCGGUGCAGAAUCUGCAGAAGGCCCUCAACUUACUGACCACUGGCAAAGAAUGA